UAAAACAUGUAGUCUGAGUAGUUUGUUUCGUCGUGCAAUAGGCUAGAAUCUAUUUGAGUUUUACAACAGCACAAACACCGGACGUUUACAUAGCGUUUCCAAACAUGGACGACGAACACAAGGAAGAGAAGAGACCCAGCAGUGGGUUUUCGUUUGGUUUUCAAAAAAGACAAGAAGUAAAGCAGCUUUCUAAGUCAGCAGUGGGCGAGAAUGUUGAUGGGGAAGAUGAGAGCAAAGAUUAUGUUACUUCUUUGGAAGGUAAGGAAGUAAAGUCAUCGAAAGGUGGGGACAAGUCAGGAUCCGAGAACCACGAGUAUGUGAUCCCGUUGAUACGCCAAAAUAAGUGGAGAGUAAAUGAAAAGGAAGGUUCUCAAAAUAACGUGAAAAAAGUUCAGGAGAAGGGUUCUGAUGCACUAAAUGGACAUGAUGAAAUAAAUGAUAGCCUAGAGCAAAAGGCUGCGAAGGAGAUUCUUCAGGAAACGGCAAGAUACAAUGAAACGUGGGAAGAUCGUGGAAAAGUUGACACAACCCUAGCUAUUCCACUUUUGAUGCAAAACAAAGUUCCAGAAGGGUUUGAAUCAGAUGAAAAGUUAGAUGUUGGUCUUCGUCCUGAUGAACCCCAUGAUGCAGACUACGAUCAGAUACCGAUUGAACAUUUUGGAAUGGCAAUGUUGAGAGGUAUGGGUUGGAAUGAAAGCCGUGGCAUUGGGAAGAAAGGAAAAGUAAUAGCCCCUGUUGAAGCUCAGUUAAGACCCAAAGGGCUAGGUUUAGGUGCUGAAAGAAGCAAUUCUGGUACAAACAAAACUGAUGGCAAAGCAAAGACUUCUAGUGCUGAGGAAGAGCAACUUGUAUUGAAAAAAAGUGCCUUUUGUAUUGUUACUAGUGGUGUAAACAAAGAUUUGUAUGGAGUUGUGGAUGGAAUUGAUGAAGACAACAGUCGUUUGAUGGUGAAAUUGUCUCUCAGUGGAAAAACAAUUAGCAUAAUGCAGUGCAAUGUGCGUGUUGUGAGCAAGGUGGAAUAUGAAAAAUAUUCCAAGUAUAUCAACAAGAGUAAAGCAGACAAGUACACUGAAGAUGAGAAAAAGAAAUUGUCUGAAGGAAGUAAAAAUCGAAAUGGUCAUGAUAAUCAUGAGGGUAAAAGUUAUAAGAGAGAUAGAGGACAAAGUGAACUGUCAGAAUCUGAUGAAAGCCUAAAAUCAUCAAAGCACAAACACAAAAAGCAUAAAAAAGAUAAAAGGUAUGAAGAUGAUAGAGGAGAUUCCUCUUCUAAGAGAAGCAAAAGUGAAAGACAUCACAAAUCAAAUAGAGAUGAAAAAAGAGGUGAAAAUUCAAAACAUGAACGGAAAAAUCAUUCGAAAUAUGAUUCGUCUGAAUCUGGCAGUGACAUGGAAGUGGAGGAAACUGUUCAGAGUCAAAGACCGUGGCUACGCAAUGAUCUGAGAGUUCGUAUAAUUGACAAAGACUUGAAGAAGGGACGAUAUUACAAAGAAAAGGUUGUUGUGGUUGAUGUUCCUUUCCCAGGAUCGUGCAUCUGCAGGACAGAUGAUGGCAAAGUUGUCGAGGGUGUUUCCCAAUCAUCUGUUGAGACUGUGAUUCCUCGCUCGGACGAUGCCCACGUGGCUAUUGUGUCGGGUUCUCACCGUGGACAGAUUGGAAGGAUCAUGAAGCGCGACAAGGAUCGCUGUCUAGCCCUAGUGCAGCUCCUCUCUGACAGAGACACAGUUCUCAAAUUGUUGUAUGAUGACAUCUGUGAAUACCUGGGGGAUGUGCAUUCUCAUGAGGAUUACUAAUGUAUUCUGUCUUGUAUGUUUUUGUAAUUAUUGUCUAGCAGGCACAUUAUGAGACCAACGGGGAACGAAAUCUUUUCAUUUCAUCACAAAUUAUACGUUGAAAUUCAGGUUAUAUCAGGGGAAAUAAACAAAGUAGGAUUGACAAUUGGGUAACAAUUCUGCAUGAGUUAUGCCCCUAAUAACAUGCCAACAUGCUUGUUGGUUUGUUUUAUAGUAGAGCUGUGCCUAAUGAACUUCAAAUUCAACAUACAAUUUUUGUGCUAUUCACAGCUAUUUGAAGCGUGGCAGUACCGUUCGAAUACUGUAUGAUUUCCUUUCCUCUAUUUGAAAUGAAAAUUUCAUGAAGAUUGGAUGAAACAUUGGGGAGUUAUUUAAAAAAGUAAAUUUAGAAAAACCACGUUUCCAGAAAAUGGGCGAAAAAUAAAAAUAAAAGAUUGACUUAAUGAAGAAAUGGUGGUGACAAACACGCCCGGUAUGGGAAGAAAUAUGGCUUUAGGGGGUUCUUAUGCAAUGAAAUAGUUGUAAGAGAAGCCGAAGAAGCUAAAUCUCCAGUUUUUAGCCGAAUCGGGACUUUCGAGGUGCUGCCCCCCCCCCCUCGCAUUGUGGGUGUUUUUAAUACAAAGAAAUAUAUACUUAAAUUGGACCUGAAAUUUGUUGGCUAUAUGCAUAGUGGAAUGGAUGUAUUUCUGAUAUAUUUCUAGAGCAGCAUUUUAAUUUUUUUGCUGAUUGGAUAAAAGGAAGCCAUAAUGUGUUCUGCUUUUAAAAGAAAGUACUGGUUCUAUAUUUAAAUUUAUUUUGUCUGUUGGUUUCCUUUGAAGGUUUGAAAGAGGGUGGUGGGAGACUUUGCUUAUGAAAUGUUUCCUGAUAAAACCAAGUUAUUGUAGGAAAAAAGAGCAUGAAAAUACCUUUUUUUAAAAUCCUCAGACCAUGUUGAAACUGAUGGGAAAUUAACUGAUUUUCAUGUUAAUAGGUUGAUACAGGUAGCCUACAUGUAGUUUUUUUCCCCCCAAGUAACAUUAGAAUUAAAAUAUUUUGUUCCCAGUUCAAGUAUUUAGAAUUUAAUGUGCAAAUGGCAUUGCCCAGAUUCAAAUGUGGUGUACUAUAUUUAUUUUUAUGAUAUCAUAUAUAGAUGAAAGUUUUUAUUGCUUCAGACAUACCAUGUGCACAAAAUAUGAUUUAAGAUGUCCUUUAUGUAGGCUACAAUCAAAUCCUGGUGUGCCACCAACUUGGGGACGGGCACGGGGUUGGCAGUAUAGUGGGGCUAGCGGUGGAAUGUGUUUCAAUGCCAUCCUCUGUUAAUAAGUUAAUAUUUUUAGUGUUGACUGCCCAAUACUCAAGGGAAAUGAUACUGUCUUGACUAGAUUACGGACAAUAUUAUUAUGAGUUAUUUCCCCUUAUUAAAAAAUUUAAUGUGAUGGCCCAAUGUGAUAGAAAAAAAA
This is a messenger RNA of Aplysia californica (California sea hare), 3229 nucleotides long. Its product is annotated as G-patch domain and KOW motifs-containing protein. Gene Ontology annotation, cellular component: spliceosomal complex. Lineage: Eukaryota; Metazoa; Mollusca; Gastropoda; Aplysiida; Aplysiidae. Gene Ontology annotation, biological process: mRNA splicing, via spliceosome. Gene Ontology annotation, molecular function: nucleic acid binding. The record is from RefSeq and is a predicted model, not a curated record. The transcript has a single exon. Bases 105 to 1790 code for a protein of 561 amino acids.